AUGGAUUUGCCCCAAAAUUACCAACAAUUGGAUGCCGGUUUGGCACCAUAUGGUGAUAUAACGACGGAGGAAGGUGGAAAGGACGACAGGUUUGCCAAUGCGGCGGGGAGGACCCAAGAAGUAGGAAAAGAGUAUAUUGAGGCUGUCGCAGAGGAACAGGAUCCAUCGAAUAUGUAUCUGUACGAUCGACCGCAAGUGGACCUAGAGGAAGAGUCAUUGGACUUCCGAGAAUCACAGAAAGGACAGAAAAAACGCCAGGAAACAGGGAACUCCGCUUUUGCAGCAACACAUCAGUUGGAAACACGGGGGAACGCACAGAGCUCAGAAUUGGCAAGUGUGACUGGCAAGCCCGUCGUAAUCGCGGACGUAAGUUCAGACCAGCACUCCCAUCCCUCGAUAGGCUCAGAGCACGCCAGCAUAGCAUCACACGAUGUGCCAGACAUCGACCCCGUCGCAGGAACGACAGAUGGGUCUGCAUUCAACCCGCCAAGCUCCACUGAACAGCCGUUUUACGUUAAUGCCAAGCAGUACUAUCGCAUCUUGAAAAGGAGAUAUGCAAGAGCCAAGCUAGAAGAGAAUCUCAAAAUUUCACGCGAGAGAAGACCAUACUUGCAUGAGUCGCGGCAUAAGCACGCUAUGCGUCGACCCCGAGGUCAAGGUGGCCGCUUCCUCACAGCCGCAGAAAUCGCAGAGCUCAAGCAAACGGAUGACCCCGAACCGGCUCUGAAUAUCAAACAACAGGACCCUGCAGCCAACGCUGUAAAAAAAGAACGUUUUGGAAGCCGACCAAUUUCGGCGGCACGCAUUGCACCGGGGAACCCUGCUGCAAUGGACGAAACAGUACAUAAAGACCCCACACGACAUUGA
Molecule: messenger RNA, 867 nt
Organism: Lachancea lanzarotensis
Lineage: Eukaryota; Fungi; Ascomycota; Saccharomycetes; Saccharomycetales; Saccharomycetaceae
Gene: HAP2
Product: LALA0S06e08218g1_1
Exons: 1
Coding region: 1-867 (288 amino acids)
Biological process (GO): regulation of transcription by RNA polymerase II
Cellular component (GO): CCAAT-binding factor complex
Molecular function (GO): DNA-binding transcription factor activity, RNA polymerase II-specific; RNA polymerase II cis-regulatory region sequence-specific DNA binding
Source: RefSeq, a predicted model, not a curated record